Oryctolagus cuniculus (rabbit) is the source of this 1503-nucleotide messenger RNA. RefSeq names its product coiled-coil domain containing 174 (gene CCDC174). The record is from RefSeq and is a predicted model, not a curated record. Lineage: Eukaryota; Metazoa; Chordata; Mammalia; Lagomorpha; Leporidae. Gene Ontology annotation, cellular component: nucleus.
CUGUCAAAGCUACUUCCGGUUGCGCCGGAAGUAAGUCUGUGAGACCCGAGGGACUUCAGGAAGAGCUGGCGGUGGGCCGGGACGCUCCGGCGCCACUAUGGAUCGGAGGAAAAAGCCUCUGGAUGUUGCAGCCUCUUCGUUAGUAGAUCUUAAGGCUGAACUUUUCCGAAAACAAGAAGAAUUCAAACAGGAGAAACUUCGAAAAGAUUCUGGAGUUUUGGGAAAACCAAAAACAAUUCAUAAGAAGCCAAGUGUCUGGAAGAAGCAGAAUGCAGGAGUGUCUGCUAGAGCCGAGAAGGAUGCUGAGCAGAAGCUUGAGGAACAGAAGACCUUGGACAAAGCAAGGGAGAAAUUGGAAGAAAAAGCCAAGUUAUAUGAAAAAAUGACUAAAGGAGACUUUAUAGACGAAGAAGUGGAAGAUAUGUAUCUUGUGGAUUUCACACAGAAGAUCAUAGACAAACGCAAAGAAAUGGAGGCAUUGGGUGCCAAUAAAGAGUCUCAAAAUGCGAGAGAAAGGGACGAUGAUGAAGAAACUCUGCCUGAAAGCGACAUACCUCCUCCCCAAGACCCCAGUGAAGAAUGGGUGGAUUAUGUGGACUCCUUAGGCCGAUCCCGGCGCUGUAUGAGAAAGGAUUUGCCAGAUCUGCUGGAGAUGGAUAAGAAUCUUCAGGGGAGACUUUUCAUCAGUCCUGCUAAUGAAAAAACCUUAUUAUCUGAAGAUAUGAGAAAAGAACUUCAGCGCCAGCAAUGGGAAGAAGAAGAAAGGGAGGCUCUGAGAAGGCCAGUGGGGCCUAUUCAUUAUGAAGAUAUUCGGGAAAAUGAGGCCCGGCAACUUGGUGUUGGAUAUUUUGCCUUUGCCCGAGACAAAGAGUUGAGAAACAAGCAAAUGAAGACGUUAGAGAUGCUGCGUGAACAGACAACAGAUCAGAGAACAAAACGAGAAAACAUAAAAGAAAAGCGAAAGGCUAUAUUAGAAGCAAGACUUGCUAAACUUCGACAGAAAAAGAUGAAGAAAUCCAAAGAAGAUGGAGAAGAAGAAAACAGAGAUGGAGAUGUUACUGAACCCUUGAUCCUGGAACCAGAGCCUGGGCCACCUACACAUCCUGCUACCCAGAGUAGCAAAGUAGAAGUCAUUGUCCAGGAGAGGAAGGACACCAAGCCCGGAGUGCCCCACGUGCGGGAGUGGGACCGUGGAAAAGAUUUUUCCUUUGGAUACUGGUCGAAGAGGCAGUCAGAGCUUCGGGCUGAGAGGGAUCCUGAGUUUGCCCCACCUUCAGAUUACUUUGUGGGUCAGAAGAGAACUGGUUCUCUCAGCGGCCAGACAUGGAACAGACCUGGAACAGCACCGAGCGACACUUGGCAGCACUCUGGCCCGAGCCAGGAGCCCAGCUCUUCACAGACGGGCUCCACUCCUGCCCCCACAGGCCCACCACAAUCCUCAACAGUCACAUUCCAAACUCUGGAUGAUAUGAUAUCAUAUUAUAAACAAGUGACAUGAGCACA